AUGGCAAGUUUGAAACUCGUGUUCACGAUCAGUUCUGUUCUUCUAUGUUUGGUUUUUUCCAAUGCAAUUGUUUCAGCUAAGGCAAGGGCACUGAGAAAGGAUCAUGUGAUGAGAACCUACGAAAUGGGUGCAGUGGAAGACAACAUUAAUCUCCUGUGGCGGCGCAGCAUCAUGGAAAAUGCCGCAAGAGCAACCACGUUGACUUCUCCGAGUGUUGGUGUUGAUACAAAAUGGAUCGAUGAUUUCCGACCAACGGAUCCUGGUCACAGUCCUGGUGCUGGGCAUUCUUCUCCUACCCCAAAGGAUAGCAGCAAUGGUGCCCCAAGGCCAUAG
Sphenostylis stenocarpa is the source of this 333-nucleotide messenger RNA. Lineage: Eukaryota; Viridiplantae; Streptophyta; Magnoliopsida; Fabales; Fabaceae. The record is from the annotation of a GenBank genome assembly.